Pieris macdunnoughi is the source of this 570-nucleotide messenger RNA. NCBI's taxonomy places the organism in Eukaryota, Metazoa, Arthropoda, Insecta, Lepidoptera, Pieridae. The record is from the annotation of a GenBank genome assembly.
AUGUCUCUCACAAAGAUCAUAAUUUCUAUGGCUGUCUUAAUAGCUAGCUGUCAAGCUAGCGGCUUUGGACACCUGUCACCCCACGCACAUGUAGCAGCCGUUAGGUCAUUUCCAAUAGUGCGAUACGCUCCAUUCUACAGCUUUCCAUCACCUGUACGAUCGAUACACGCAAUAUCACCAGGAUUUCCAGCGGUUGCUUCGUCAUUAGCCGCUGCACCAAUAUUACCACCGCCGUUGCCUGUUCAAGUGGCACCAGCACCAGUGUUACCGGCGCCUCUCCCAGUACCCGCUCCUCUCCCUGUACCAGCGCCACUUCCAUUCGCUGCCCCCUUACCUGCACCAGUAUUCGGGCCCGCGUACCCAAGAUUUGGCCCAGUGCCUGCUCCCUUAUAUCCGAGAGCCCUUCCAGCAUUACCAGUAGCCCCAUUCUCACCUAUUCUCAGACCUGCUUUAGCCCCGGCGCCGGUUGUAGCUCCAGCCCCUGCCGUUGCCAUAGCGAAAGCCUACCCCUAUGCGUUUGGCCCUCCAGUACUACAAGCCCCAAUACUCAAACAAUUUGCGUGGAAGUAA